This is a messenger RNA of Molossus molossus (Pallas's mastiff bat), 1998 nucleotides long. It is a transcript of the gene TPST2, whose product is annotated as tyrosylprotein sulfotransferase 2. Bases 361 to 1485 code for a protein of 374 amino acids. Gene Ontology annotation, molecular function: protein-tyrosine sulfotransferase activity. The record is from RefSeq and is a predicted model, not a curated record. Gene Ontology annotation, cellular component: Golgi apparatus. Gene Ontology annotation, biological process: peptidyl-tyrosine sulfation. The transcript has 8 exons. Lineage: Eukaryota; Metazoa; Chordata; Mammalia; Chiroptera; Molossidae.
CUCACCCGGCCCGGGCGGCUGGCGAGCCGGGAGUCGCUCGCUGGUCGCACGGGCCGCCUCGCCGCGUCUCCGCACGUGACAAACACUUGCUGGGGGUAUUCUGCCAGGCUCUGCGUGGGACAGGAGGAGCCAGUGAGGAACCCAGGGGCUCCAGCACCCGCCCUAGGACCCGCACAGAAUCCGGCAGUGCCUGUUAGGGACCUGUGGGCAGGACGAAGGAAGGGGGAUCAGCGAGCAGACAGCCUUGGCGAGCGGUCACCAGGGCUGGAGUCCAGGGAUGAGAGUGCCCAGGGGAGAUGUGAGCCCAGCGGCCCUCCCGACAACCUGUCUCUAAAGCAGGCCCCCCACCCCAGGCCCAGCAUGCGCCUGUCGGUGCGGAGGGUGCUGCUGGUAGCCUUCUGCGCCCUGGCCCUGGUCCUGCUGUUCCAGCUGGGGCAGCAGGUGCUGGAGUGCCGGGCGGUGCGGGGGAGCCCCCGGCGUGCCAUGCAGCCGGAGCAGGAGGACCUGGUGAUGGUGGGCACGGACCACGUGGAGUACCGCUACGGCAAGGCCAUGCCGCUUAUCUUCGUGGGCGGCGUCCCUCGCAGUGGCACCACGCUGAUGCGUGCCAUGCUGGACGCCCACCCCGAGGUGCGCUGUGGCGAGGAGACCCGCAUCAUCCCCCGCGUGCUGGCCAUGCGCCAGGCCUGGUCCAAGUCCGGCCGGGAGAAGCUGCGGCUGGAUGAGGCCGGCGUGACGGACGAGGUGCUGGACGCCGCCAUGCAGGCCUUCAUCCUGGAGGUGAUCGCCAAGCACGGCGAGCCGGCCCGCGUGCUCUGCAACAAGGACCCCUUCACGCUCAAGUCCUCGGUCUACCUGUCGCGCCUGUUCCCCAACUCCAAGUUCCUGCUGAUGGUGCGGGACGGCCGGGCCUCCGUGCACUCCAUGAUCACGCGCAAGGUGACCAUCGCAGGCUUUGACCUCAGCAGCUACCGCGACUGCCUCACCAAGUGGAACAAGGCCAUCGAGGUGAUGUACGCCCAGUGUAUGGAGGUGGGCAAGGACAAGUGCCUGCCCGUGUACUACGAGCAGCUGGUGCUGCACCCCAGGCGCUCCCUCAAGCUCAUACUCGACUUCCUCGGCAUCGCCUGGAGCGACACCGUUCUGCACCAUGAGGACCUCAUUGGCAAGCCUGGUGGUGUCUCCCUGUCCAGGAUCGAGCGAUCCACAGACCAGGUCAUCAAGCCUGUGAACCUGGAAGCACUCUCCAAGUGGACCGGUCACAUCCCUGGGGACGUGGUGAGGGACAUGGCCCAGAUCGCCCCCAUGCUGGCUCGGCUCGGCUAUGACCCCUAUGCAAACCCUCCCAACUACGGCAACCCUGACCCCAUCGUCAUCAACAACACGCACCGGGUCUUGAAAGGGGACUAUAAAACACCAGCCAAUCUGAAAGGAUAUUUUCAGGUGAACCAGAACAGCACCUCCUCCCACUUAGGAAGCUCGUGAUUUCCAGAUCUCUGCAAGUGGCUCCGUUGCCAAGAAGGGAAGAAACUGCAUUCGAGUGGAAAUCGGACCUCUAAUCCAAGCAUAUUGCUUGCUAUUAAUUGCCAAAACGGGACUGCUAACGAGGAAUGCAUUUGCAUAUGUUUGCAAAGCCUGAAUCCGUGAAAACUAAAGAAACACUAUGUUCGGACACUCUGGGAUAGAGCAGGAAGAGUGUGGACAUAGUCCGGCUUUUGAAACUUAAGGAUUUUCUAUGUUUCCCCUCGAGAACUUUUUUUUAAGUGGAUUGUCACCCUCCUUCCUUUGCGGGACCGCCUUGGUGGCUUUGUUUGCUGGGACAGGGCCCACGACCUGUGCCUCUCCUGUUGACCCUUAUUUUUGAAUUCAAAGAAUCUAUUUAAAAAUUUAAUAUAUGAGGCUUUCUUUAAUUCCUCCUCAGUUCUUAAUUUGACAAAGAAAAAAUAUAUAUUAUUUGAUUAAAGUGAACAGAACGCAUCUGUCCGUGCCUGACUUUAC